Porites evermanni is the source of this 6603-nucleotide messenger RNA. NCBI's taxonomy places the organism in Eukaryota, Metazoa, Cnidaria, Anthozoa, Scleractinia, Poritidae. The record is from the annotation of a GenBank genome assembly.
AUGAAGGAGUAUUUGAUAUUCAUUUCUUGGCUUCUUGUUGCUGUAUUGUUUAACUGGGUGGUCUCAACGGGUACUUUUGACCAGUUAUCAGGUGAGAUUUGAUAGAGUCCUGUUUUGUUCAGUUUAGUUUUAAUUAAUAUAAUUCGCCAAUAAAUAUAACAAAGGCGAUUACUGAAACCAUUUAGAGAUUAGAUAGAUAACUUACAGGAAUUUUACUCAAAACAAAAUGUCUCCUGGCUCAUUCUUGUGAAUUUUGUUGUCGAUUUAAUCUUUUUAGACGUUUACAGUUUACUGACUAAAAUAAUGAUACAUAUAAAUGAACUGUUUAGCUAGUUCUAGCAAAGAGCUGAAGCAGUUCGAUUAUUAUAUGGAUUUUAACAUUUAGUAAGCCAAGUAAUUUAGAGAAUUAAGGAUUUCAAAACAAGGCACACAGAGAAGUCUUAAAGAAUAAAUUGUUAGGUUAUUUUGUAUUACCACAGUCACUUUUGUGAAUAGAAGACUCACAUGUAUUUAUCCGGUAUGUACGUUAAGAGGUAUUUUUUCCUUUACAGUUUAAAAGCACUUGGUUAUCUAUUCAGUUUACGCGUUUUCAAUUUGCAUUUACUUAACUUUGACAUGAAAUAUGGUUACAGCUCUCACUAACAUCCACCAGCUAAUUGAAGAGUUACGAUAUAAGAGAUAUUCCCUAUCAUUUAUGAGCGCACUGAUUUUAAUUUUAUCAUCACACAGUUCGGGCAGAAACGCCAGGGAGAGUUGGAAGGACACGAAGUGAAAUUGACUUGGAAACAGGUUUGUCGCUAACGGAAGGCACUUUCCCCUUCUAUAACAUGUAAAUAUAGGUUCUCGAACUUAAAUGUUAUUCGCACCCAGCAAGUCAAUGAUAAGUGAAUUUAGUGAAAAACAGAAAAGAUUCCGAAAGUCAAUUCAAAGCGCUUAGAGAAGACCAUUUUUGAAGAAUGAAUGUUAACGCACUGAGAUCCUUGAAACGUGAAGGAAAAGCCUAAAGCGCUAUUUCCUAUUUCCUUGACCUUCUACAACCAGCAUUUUACCUGGAGAACGCGGCUGUCACUUUCCACCUAGGUAACACUACAUAAAGAGGUUUAUAGGCAGAUUAUUGACCGCUGCACUGACAUGUGAACGAGCUCUGGUGUACUAUUCACCAUUAACCUAAUAUUGUAGGCUGCCAAUUUUUAUAUUUCCCAGUACUUUAAAGCUGAUGAAUGGACAACUUUUUUCCUCAGAAAAAUCAGUCAUUGUUUGCGCUGGUCAGAACAAGUCCCUCGAAUGCGUGUCUCCUGGCUCAAGCAUCGCUAUACAGGAAGCCUUUUGGGGUCGCCUUUCAUCCGAAAUUUGCCCCUCCGAAGAUGGAGAUCCGGUCACCAAUUGUCUCAGUGAUCCUUCCACCACCCCUAUUGUGCGAAAGCUGUGCGAUGACAAGGAAUACUGCGAGAUUCCCGCCAGGCAUAGUAUUUUGCAGCCACCAGGAGUGAAACAUUGCCCAGGUGUUAAUAAAUACUUGGCAGUCAAGUACACGUGCAUUCCAGAGAAACGAAAGUUUGUGUUGUGCAACGGUGAGACGACAGAGCUUACGUGCGGUCAAGGAUGGAAGAUUCAUGUUCUAUCAGCAUAUUGGGGGCGGGAUUCCCCUUCUACCUGUCCCACACCCCUCGGAAAGUUUUUUACGUGCGCCAACUCAGCAGACAGUUUGUUAGCUUUGAAGUCUAAGUGCUCUGGGAAAGAGAGUUGUAUCGUCACUGCGGAUGAUCAUCAUUUGACUAAAGGUGGAGAACACUGUCCAGGGAUUGACAAGUACGCUGUCAUUAGCUACAAAUGCCAGCCAAGCGAGGAAGAAGCAAGUAAGUUGCGUUCCAAAAGUCUAGAGAGGUUAAAAAUUAUCGUAUUGAUAUUGUUAAGGUGUCGAUUAAAGUCUCUUGUCGAUUGGCACCGAUGAGGAAACCUUAAAGAGGUCCCUUGGCCAAUCUUGAGCCUAGUCGACUCUUUUGGUUUUCCUUUUUGCAGUUUUCGCUUGAGUUCUUUUUUCUUGGUCACUAUUCUAAAGUUAUUGUACUAUAUUUGUUAGCACGAUUCGCCCCUAAAUCGUUUUUUCCGAUAGGAAAAAAACAAACAAGAACCAAUUUUUUUGUGUGUGUCAUUUUAGCAGAUGGGCAUGCAGAAGAUCAAAAUUACCUUCCAGAUUCAGAACAAUAUGACGCAGUGCAUUCUUCGUUGGACCUAACAUCGAGUAGCAAGAGUCCAGCCCCCCAGUCCACAAUGGGUGAAUUGAACUUGAGCAUGUUGCUUCCAGUUCCUCAAGGAAAAGGUACAGAUAAGCUGAAGCCAAUUAUCGAAUACCUGGGAGGGGAAUCCCAAGUCAGAAAUUCAACGUUGCUUGGCGAAAAUCUACCUAUCCCAAAGGAUUCCCCGCCGACACCGGUGGACACAAAGGAAAAGUCAAAACUGCAAGUUGGCAUUACACCUUUGAAGGUGUUUUCUGGAGGCAGUACUUCGAAUUCUAACGCCGAUAUCACACACACACAUGAUGAGUCAUCGGGCAUAAGCAAAACAGGUUCUGCCUUGGGUCCAACGGGAUACAGUGAUCACAUCAGCCAGCCUAAUAAUUACGAUAUUGCUACUGCUGUUGCAAAAACAUCAGCCGAUAUGUCAUCAAAUAUUUCACCUCUCAGUAAUACUCAGGAUUUAGUUAAAAACUUUCUUGCCAGUAAUUUUGGGCAGGGACUUGCCAAAGGACUUUUAGCCCUGGGAACACUUGGAGAUUCGUCGUACAAAAAUUUAAUGGCCCAACAUUUUGGAUCUUCGGUUAAACCAGCAGUGGAACCAAACCUUCAGACUCCGCUAAACGCAAGAUUGAUUGAAAACAUCCUGCCUGGGUUGUUGCUUCAAUCCUCCAAACAAGAUACAACAGCUACAGGCGGCAAAAGCUUGUCGACGCCUGUUAUCUCUAUAGGUAAUAAGGUUUUUGCUCUGAAUGAUCUUUCAAGUGUUUUAAAUACUGCCAACGGCAAUAAAUCGACAGACAACAGCUUGAUUAUGAGUGCAAUAAACGGCAGCAGAAAACACUCGGUUAAGCAAACCAACAAAGAACAAAUCAAAAAGCUAGAUGACAAAAUUGUUACAUUGGAAACUUUAAGUGAUGCUUUAGAUGCUCUAACAGCCAAGCUAUCAUCAGAUGAAAGCUCAAAACAUGCUCGCAACCAAAAUCACUUACCAAUCUCACCAGACGCCAAGUAUCCAAAUCUCCAAGAGGGACCGCAACUUAAAAACCAGUAUAUGCAUUAUCGUCAUCCCCAUCACCGUCAUCAUCAUCAUCACCACAGGAAGAGCCCGCUUGAUGAAGACAUGGAGAUGUUAGGAGCACUCUUAUCUGGAGGUGAUGUUACACAAUCUGGCUCAAUUGAAAAACAAGUGUUCAGUAAUGACGAUGAAAUGGACCCCAACAAUAAUUUAGAGAUAAAUGGCCAAAUGAACACAGCAGAACUGGAAAUGGUCCAAAGCAAAAUAAAUAACGCCAUAGAAAUGGCGGAAGCUGUGGGACAACAGAAUGCAAACACAAGAGAGAACGUCGUAAAAAUUGGCACCAAUAGUUCUAACCUACAAAAAUCCCCCUCCAGAGAUAGUGGCUUUCUUAUGUUGAAAAAUAUUCUCGCUGGACUGGUUGACGACGCGCUAAAACGAGGUACAAUAAACGAUCUGAUUCAAAAAUGGAAUGCUAGUGGAAGUCCGUUUGCGGAGAUAGCUCAAAAUAUUUCCUCAUUUUUACAAAACAAUGGUGCCUUAAGUAACCCACUUGACAAAAAAGUGGUCGAAGCAGGCUUUCAUGCAUUUCCCUUGAAACAUCCGACAGUCAAAAAUAAUCAGUCGAAUUCCAAGCUAGCUGAAGGAAUCACGAGCUUAAAUAAGACAGCUUCAAUUGAUAAUGUUCUCCUUACUAAAGCUGUGAAUAGUAUCAUUGGAAUACUAUCAAAACGUCAGAACUCUCUCGAAGGCAAUUCUACCAACAGAUCAUUGUAUGAGACAAUUGACACACUCACCAACUUCAAAGGAAUUCUGUUAGGUGGACGUAUAAGCAAAAUCACUCCACAAGAGGAUGUUAUCACUCAACUGGGGAGAAAGAUUGUGGCGAUUCUGAAAGCGCCCCAUAAUUCCUCUGUACAAGAGAACCUUGAAAUAAAAAGCAAAAACCGAUCUAAAAGCGGUAUCAACAUUGAUCAGCCGCAACGUCCUGACUUCGAAACAAUACGGAAACCGUUCCAUGAUGACGAUUCAAAAGAGAAACUUACGUUUUCCAAUUACAACACGAAAAAUAUGUCCAAGUCUAUACAGAAUACGACCUUAAUGGAUUUUAUGAACAGCAUGUCAAGAGACGACAACCUACAUCCUCUUACAAGUCAUAAUAAACCAGGAGAUAAAUACUCCAAAGUGAAGGCGAGUGACUUGAUGUCCGCGGUCAUAGCAAGUCUCUUAAAUGUGAAGGACACCAAUGAAGACAGCUCAGCAAGGAAAAAGCCAAAAAUUCACCACGAUGAAACUGAAAAUGAGCGUUUGGCACAUGUUGUGCCGACUGACCACACCUUGGGUGACCUUUCUGAAACAGAUGCAAUUUUGGAGGCGCCUAACGACCAUGCAGGGGAAAGAAAAAAGGUUACAAAACUUUUAGAUAAAAAUCUCAAUCCUGCUGUGCCUAUCCUUACUUUGCCAGAAAACAGGGCAACCAACUCCACGAAGUCAAAAGACAUUGAUAAACUUGGCUCAGGUGACCAAAUGGUAACAUUUACGUUAGAGACCGUUGAUGCUACACCAGUUCCUUCAGUUAAAAGCAAAGAGCAGCCCCUGGCUAAACAAAAAAUUGGUUUGCGAAGCAGUAAGGUUCCUCAUUACCUCAAUAUUCAGUCGGCGACAACACUGGGAAAGAUCAAUUCCACAUCAUCUAAAGAUACUGAACAUUCAUUUAAGCAACACCAAAUACUGCAAGUGCCAGGGGUACUCUCUGAUCCAACCGCAGGGACAAGUCAGGUCGAAGCUUAUUCAAAGUCGUCAGAUGGCGAUGUGUUGCCAACGACGCUUUCGCCGUCUUCACAAAAUAGUGCAGGUUCCCAAACGAAAUCAAUGACGGACCUUCCCUUGGGCCUUCAGAUGAAUGCGAUAGGGAGAAUCGCGACAGACGAGGAUGAAGAUCAUUCCACUGUGAAACCUGUCGAUCUCGCUGCUGCUCUAACCUCAACAUCAUCUCUCCGUUCUGAUAGCCUGGGUUCAAAAAGUGCGGAAACAAAGUCGUUUCAGGAUAAACCUUUGCCGAUUGUUUCGGAUUUAUUUUCAACAACCGAUAGUGAAACUGGAGGGGAAACGGAGGCUAUUGUCUCAAAAACUGCACAAACAGCUGCAGACAGGCAGAUUAAGCCGACCUCUCCGGAAAUAGAGCUUCCAAGUGCUUCUGAAAUCAGGGAAAUAUCUACUUCUAUGAAAGCUUUGUUGAAAACUCUUCGCGGCUACGCUAACAAGUUGAAGCUAGAGGACGAAGCGGAUGAUUCAUCGAGUGGUCAGCUUCCUGUCCGAAGUAAAACAGCAGAUAACAUGAAUGUCAACGACAAAAAUGUGAAGGAACCUGCUACUGGGAUAAAUUCUUUUCAUUUGAAGACUACACGUUAUGAAAGCCCCCAGACCAGUCUGAGUUCAUCGAAAUACAAAAAUCCGUACGCUAACUUUCUUCAGGCAUCACCACUUCAAACCAGCUAUGUGGAUAGCGGUGGGUUUGAAAAUAUUCAAGAGCAGCCGAAUGCUGAGGUAAACAGUUACAACUGGAACUUUGCACCAGAGCAGGUACAUGCACAAAGGCUGUUGGAUUCAAACCCCACGAAAAGUAGUCUACAACCUCAAGUGGGCGCAGAACAGUGGAACCCAGGACGCGAGGCUGCUUCGGUAGCUGAAGACCUCAAAGAUCUGAAUUUGCCUUCGAUCGAGGAUGACCCAGCGGUGCAGGCAGUACAACAUAUGGAAGCUGAAGAUAACAUGUUGGCAAGUCAAAAACGUAAAGCCAUUCAAAGACACGAGCAACAAAAUUCAACGGCUAAGGCUAAACCUUCAAUCAAAACGCUUGGAGUUUUUGGAAGGAAUACCAUACCAAAACAUAAAGGCAAGAGUCGUCUGCGAAAUGAGGCUCGAGUGAAGUCGCAUAAAAUGAAAGCUGCUUUUUCUAAAAAAGGAAACGUGAAAAUGAAACCGAGAGGAAAAAUAAAUGAGAAAAAUGGGACCUCACGUGAAACUAACAGCAUGAACGUUUCCUAUGUGGGCACUCAUAACAUCAAAAUCACCAUAAAGGAAAACGGUACCAACGGAAACAAAUCUCAUGGGCUAAGGAUGGGUGGAAACAAAAGUAGAAUGAACAAACUUAUUAGUAGAGAUGACAUUCCUGGCAGUGCGGGAAAUCAAAGACUAUCACACGAUUCUGCGGCUCCGCACACUCAUAAUGACAAGAUAAAAAAGCCUAAACUCUCAUUUAAGAAAACCCUUUAUCAUACGCAGCCUAAUUCAACUUUGAGGGAAGUGGAGAAGAGACAGAGUCAACCCAAACCAAGACGUAAACCGUAG